CUUUUCUUUCUCUUCCAUACGUUCUCUCGCGACGAACCGACCCCUCGCUAAAAGAGUUAAAAGAAGUGUCAAAAAGCACACGACGGAUAUUUUCAGCCUGCCGUACCUGGGCCUAGCUGCCCAUGGAACGUGGUUGGCUGUGGAGUCCCAACCGCCCCCUGAUGCAAAAAGAGCCAAGACGCUGUCACCAUAUCGCAAACACUUAUUAUGAUGUCGUAGCCCCAGACACCAGGUCGGCAUCUUAUGAAUACCUUACAUAUAAGGAGCACAGGGCGACAAGGUCAGAGAAUGGAUAGGCUGAUGGUGGCGGCUCACGGGGUUUUGGGACACCAUGUUGUGCAUCCAAUUGCGACAUCCUUCUAGUAGACUUCGUUGAUGAUCUAUCUGGAUGAUUAAAAUUCGACUUCCAGAUGCAGAACAAAAGGCUUCUUUUGGCGGUGAUGAGGUGCAGGUGCCUGGCAAGGCACGAGGGGGUAGCCAGUGGUAACCGAACAAAUUGGCGGGCCAUAGCACCCCUUGGACCGCCCUGUGCCGCAGACACAGGAGGGCCAGUGCUCAGCUAAUCUACCGGUUUCCACAGGAAUGUGAAUUUGCUGCUCCAACCUCUUUGACAAGUAUCAACACUGCUAUAGUAUCUGUUCCCUUUCUUCACUCAGAUAUCUCUCGAUCCCCAGGCCGUCUUGUUGCAGUCCUGCCCUUGUCGUUUCUGCCAUCUUGUACCUCCUCGACAGCGCACCAGGCACACACAGGCGUUUCAUCCAGAAUCUUGCUUGGUUGUCCCUUCUUCCUGUUUAACGGCAGCGCUUAGGCGCCUUGCGGUCUUAGGGGACCCCAUCCAGCCGAACCAGGCAGACCUCAAAUCUCUGACCUUCCGCCAGUCCCACCCUCGACCACCAGAUCUGUACCGAACUGCCUGCGUGCAUGCAACCCGGCAACAUGAUGUCGUCGCCGUUGAAGAUACAUCCCGAGGAGGUUGCGGGCAAGGUGCUCAAGAGGGCUGAAAUCAGCAAGAUGGCCAGGAGACUGCAGAACCGCCUCGCUCUUGCCCAAUUCAAAACGAAGCAUGGGCUCGAAGACCUGACCCUCGAUAAGAUCGAGCCUAGGUUCGAGGACAGGAUACGGCGCAACCGCUAUCCCGACGGUGAUAUCUUGUCCGACUCCUCUUCAAGCGCGUCCGACCUCCCGUACCCCUCGAGAACAUUGAUGAGCUCCCCGCUCAAGGCGCCCAUCUUUUCCGAUGCUAUCAUGUCCAGCAAUGGCAGCACCGGUCACCGAAAGCGCACAUAUGUCGCAUCUUUUGAUCACACCAUGUCGAGUCCAAGCAAACGCUUUCGCCAGUCCCCCACCGCCCACAGAUCCUUCAGCCACCCCCUGUGGAAAGACUCUGAACACCAGCUCACUCAGUCAUCACCCAUGAAACCGAAGCGACAGCAACACUUCACCACCUCGGCCGGUCCCGAUCUGUCGUUUUAUGCAGGCUCCAAACAAAUCAGCGACGUUUACGUUUCUACAAACUAUGCCGCCAAUUCCGAUGACGAUGAUGACCUCCCCAUCCAAUCCUUCCAGGCCAGAAACAGCAUCCGCAUAUCACCACCCCGAACCCCACCAAUGCGCAGCCGCAGCCUCAUGAAGAAGCCCAGAGACAGGCAAUCAGCAGCGGACAAUGACAAUGCGGUGAACAACAAGACGGGCCAGGAAGGUGCCGACCUCUUGUUGUACCUCGCCGCCUCGCCCUCCCCGGCUCAACCCCGAACCAACAAUCGGCUGAUGGAACCCCCUUCCACUCCACCACCAAAGAAGAACAACUUGGCGCUUCCAUCCUCGAUGAUGACCACCCCGGGCGGAGGCAACCCCUUCCCCGCCACACCCGGCAUGAACGCCUUCAACUUUGAAGACUUUGUGCACAUGACGCCGAGCCCGGCGCAAAAGCCGUGGAAGACUCCGCUCGGAAUGGGCGGCAGGACGCCGGCGAGUGUGGCGAGGAGAAGGCUUACGUUUGAUGAUACGACUGCUUGAGACACAUUUGGGCCUCUAAUGCUGGUGUUUAUGUCCUUUUUUUUCCUUGUUGGUUUUUUCUUGAUACCCUACUUUGCAUCGACAAAUUUGACCUGAAUUUUUAUUUAUAAACAAAUCACCCUUGUUUAUCACGGCCCCCCCUUCCCCCCCUUUUUUCUUUUGGCUUGUCGUUUUUGAGCAAAGCAAUGGAGUUUAGGGAGUUGGGAUGCCUUUGGGCUUUCUGUUUUGUUUUUAUUUUUAUUUUUAUAUCAUGUCGUUACACUCUCAACCACCAAGAAUAACAAACGCAAACAAAUCUUGAUCGGCAAAGUUUUUAAUUAUUACCCUUCGACCUCAACGCACUUUUACACACAAGUUUCUGCUUUUCUUUUGCUGCGCUUUUUUUUUUUUCCAUUUUUUUAGGGAAAUGAUGGGAUGGAUGUAUGGAUGGGACAGAGGAUUGAUUCAAGGAGACUGGGAAAGAGAAAUGAUGGGGUUUUGGUGCAUGAAUGGCUGGUUGGCUUGGUUGGUUGGCUUGGUGAAUGUUUUGUUGUAUGUAGGGGAGUUGUAGCAGUGUGAAUUUUGGGUUUGGAGCUAGGCUGGCUAGUGGUAGUGUGCACGUGUUGUCUGUGUGUAUGUGCGUGAAUGUUGUUUGUAUGUACAAAUGUGUGUGCUCACAUAGGCGGGAAUCGAAUUGAACUUGAAAGAGCAUCUCUGAGCUUGAUUUGCACCAUUUGCGAUGAACCAGUGAACGAAG
Podospora bellae-mahoneyi is the source of this 2752-nucleotide messenger RNA. RefSeq lists its product as uncharacterized. The transcript has 2 exons. The coding region runs from base 922 to 2016 and encodes 364 amino acids. The record is from RefSeq and is a predicted model, not a curated record. Lineage: Eukaryota; Fungi; Ascomycota; Sordariomycetes; Sordariales; Podosporaceae.